Harpegnathos saltator (Jerdon's jumping ant) is the source of this 919-nucleotide messenger RNA. RefSeq lists its product as uncharacterized. NCBI's taxonomy places the organism in Eukaryota, Metazoa, Arthropoda, Insecta, Hymenoptera, Formicidae. The transcript has 4 exons. The record is from RefSeq and is a predicted model, not a curated record. Bases 136 to 909 code for a protein of 257 amino acids.
AAAAAAAAAAAAAGGAGACUACCACAAACUGGAUAAUAAUACGAGUUGGCCAUGGAAAUGCCUUUUGUUUAACGGUCAAUAUGACAAAAGAAAACAUAAUAGUAACUAUAUAGUAACUCUUACAAAAGUAGUGUUAUGGCGAUGAACGUUACUCCGAUCCGUAAACUCGUGCAAAUUCUCGAGAAAAACGUGAGCACACUCAAGGCGGAAAGUUGUAGUUCGGACAUCGAUCUUAAAUUCCGCGAUAAACUCGAAUGGUUUGGUAAAGUGUCGAGUAGUCUGACGGAUAAACUUCAGUCAUUGCUGUAUUUGUCUGAGAAUUACAGUUUCGUGAACAAUGAUCUUAAGCAGUUUGUAAACGGGAUUGUCAAUCUGUGGAUCUCUGUUAAUAAGCAGGUGUGUGAGAAAUGUUCCAAGAUUCGAAUGGCUAGUCACACAUUAUCAGGAGUACCGUUAUCGUUGCUCAUUGAAAAGAUAAAGAAAGAAAGUUCUCGGACGAAAGAAUUGUUAGAUACUCGUGAGGAUGCAUAUACCAGUCGUGAAUAUACCGAGUGUUGCGCUCUACUCGAUGAAAUCGAAGAUUUAUUGAGCAAUCUAAAACGAUGCGAUCAUAAGUUACAACAUUAUUUAGCCAUGUCCAAGUUGAUUCCGUUCCUCGUUAAGCUAGAAGCGACUGUAAACGAAUAUGCUUCUACCAUCGAAGUGCCGCUAAUGAAUAGAGCCGAAUGUACAGAAUUGGAUGUUUUCACAAUCGUUGCGAAACUUCUCACUGGUGAAUUAUUAGAUGACGAACCUAUGAAUCCAUAUCACGUGCUAGCGGAUAACGCACCCAAGAAACCGGUUUUCAUCGUUAAAAUCAAACGCAGAAUAGAUGUUCCGUCGAUAUCUGUCGUUGAAACAGUGACGUAAAAACACCAUC